AUGGGGAUGAGUAUAUUGGAUUAUGUACUGGUUCCACUAGGGUUAGGUUUGAUGGUGGCUUACCAUGUAUGGCUGCUUUACAUGGUGAUGAGGCAUCCAACCAAAACUGUGAUUGGCAUCAACUCCAUCAACAGAAGAGCAUGGGUUCACACAAUGAUGGAGGAUCCUUCUAAAAACGGCAUACUAGCAGUUCAAACGCUCCGGAACAACAUCAUGUCCUCAACCCUCCUGGCGUCGACCGCCAUCACGCUCUGCUCGUUGGUGGGAAUGCUAAUGACCCAAUCUUCUCCGUCGUCGUCGCUAACCCUCGUCGUCAACCAAAAGCACUUCUCGCUAAAAUCGUUCCUCAUACUCUCGUGCUUCCUCGUCGCGUUCCUGAUGAACAUCCAAUCCGUGAGGUUCUACAACCACGCGAGCAUUUUAAUCAACGCGAGGAGGUCCCCGCUUCUGACGCCGGAGUACGUGGCCGACGUAGUCAACCGGGCGAGCUAUUUUUGGUCCGUCGGGUUGAGGGCUUUUUAUUUCUCGUUUCCGUUGUUUCUGUGGAUUUUUGGCGCCGUCCCUAUGUUUCUGUGCUGCGUCGGGCUUGUUUGUAUGUUGAGGUUGUUGGACGUCAUGUUUCAUGGGAUGGUGGCUGCUGAGGAGGCUGAUGAGUUUGUAGGAGAUGGGAGAGGGGAACGUGCCUUGAGUUCGAGUCAAAUGCCAAGUUAGAUGAUUAGGAUGUCCGCGAUGGUGUGUGCUAGAGAGAGAGUACCGAGUAGUGAGAACAAAUGUCAGAUGUUUUUUUAGUCAUUAGCCACUUGGUUAUUUUAUUUUAUUUUAUUUUAUUUUAUUA
Molecule: messenger RNA, 835 nt
Organism: Asparagus officinalis (garden asparagus)
Lineage: Eukaryota; Viridiplantae; Streptophyta; Magnoliopsida; Asparagales; Asparagaceae
Exons: 2
Coding region: 1-711 (236 amino acids)
Source: RefSeq, a predicted model, not a curated record